AAAUGAUAUAAAUAUCGUACUCCAUUUAUUAAAUUAUCCAAAACAUAACCAUAGUUUAAGCAUACUUUCAAAUACCUAUAAUAAUUAUAAAUUGCAGUGAAAAUAUUAUUCAAGUUGAGAAAGAAAUUUAAAAAAAAUAAUCAAGAGAAAUGCGUCGAUUGGAUUGAUUUGGAUAGAUGCUGCUUGCUCCUCACUUAUCAGUUAUCACUGAUCACAUCACAAUUGUUUACCCCCAUUGAUUUCUGCGAGUUUCGAUCAUACCCUAAAUUCGUUGCCUGAAUUCCACUAUCAAUCGCUUGAAACAUCCAUGACAGGAGUAAUCGCUGGCCAUGACUGUAUAUCAGUGCAGUGCAUAUUGCAUUUGGUGAUGCCAACCUCAUCUGUGCUCCAUUUUCGUGUAAAAUUAUGGCUGCUAUGUUUUUGGUUAACAUCACGUAAUAAUCUUUACUAUUACAGAUUCCUUCCAUCCAUUGAAUAAAUGUUCCACUUUGACUCCGCCCAGAUGUUAAGAAAUGUAAAAGAAAAGUGGAUGCUAGUGGAAUGUGUCCCCUACUUUUAUAGUGUAAUUUAUAAUAAAAUGUAAGUGAAAUGAGCUAAAUGAUUGUGAAGUCUCAUUACCAGUAGUAAUAGUAAAAAGUGAAAUGAGACAUCUAAUGACGGACAUCCUAAAAUGACAAUAUGAGACAUUUAAUGGUGGACGGAAGGAGUAAUAUAUUUCAUAGUGUAUUUCCCUGCAUGUAUUCUCUGAUCAUGUACUGAAUGGUAUUUAUGUGAAGCCAAAGUACAGACACAUUCAUUGCCCUUCUGUGACCACAUUGAGUUGAAAUUGAUCACAAGGUGGCUAAAAGAGAUGGAGGAUCUAUAGUGCAUUUUUAUGUAUUUUGGAGUUGCCAGCUGUUAUGGAGAUGUUGGAUGAUUUAGGAGAUGAUGUGAUUGGUCCAAGAGGCCUGAUUAAGACGCGGGAGUUGGUACGAAUCAUUAUUCAAUGUUUAUAUGCUCUAGGUUAUAGCAAGUCUGCCGCCUGUUUGGAAUCUGAGUCCGGUAUUACAUGUAAGUCCCCCGAAUUUGAGUUAUUGGAAUCACUCAUUUUAGAUGGAAAUUGGGGUGAGUGCAUUGAGUGUCUUCACAAAAUAAAUAGCUUGGAUGAUGAGACAAGACCUUCAGUAUCUUUCCUCGUUCUUGAGCAAUGCUUGUUGGAAUGUUUGGAUUGUGGGAACAUAUCUCUGGCGUUGGACAUGAUGCGGAAACAGUUUUCAUCUUUGAAAAUUGGCGCAGAAAUAGUUCACAGACUUUCUUAUGAACUCCUCUCUUUGAAGGGAUUGAGGCUGGGUUGUAUUGAUAGUGAUUCAGUUCAGGACUUGCGAAAAAAAUUGCUCUCAAAUCUGGAAAAAGUUUUACCACCACCAAUUACACUACCUGAGAGAAGGCUGGAACAUUUGGUCGAAAUGGCUAUUUCUGCUUGGGUUGAUGGUUGCGUUUACCACACUUCAUCUGAUUCAGUAUCACUGUAUAGAGACCACCAUUGUGAUCGAGAUCAGUUUCCAACGGAGACCACUCAGAUAUUGACUAAUCAUCAACAUGAAGUAUGGUCUGUUCAGUUUUCAAACAACGGAGAGUAUUUGGCAUCAUCAUCAAGAGAUUGCACGGCCAUCAUAUGGAAGGUGCAGGAUGAUAAUAGAGUAACCCUGAGAUUCGUUUUACGUAGCCACGAAAAACCCGUUUCAUUUGUGGCAUGGAGUCCAGAUAACACCAUGCUGCUCACUUGCGGAAAUAGGGAAGUUCUUAAACUUUGGGAUGCGGAAACUGGCAUAUGUAGGCACACAUUCGGUGGGGAUGGUUUUGUUGUUAGUUGUUGUGCUUGGUUUCCUGAUUCCAAGCGCCUCGUCUGUGGCAGCUCAGAUCCUAAGAAGGGCAUUUACAUGUGGGACUGUGAAGGUAAUGAGAUUAAGGCAUGGAAAGGUAUGCGGAUGCCAAAGGUCCUUGAUAUUGCUGUGACUCCAGAUGGGGAAAAUCUCAUCAGCAUUUUCUCCGACAAAGAGAUAAGGAUAUUGAAUUUGGCAACCAAUGCUGAACGUGUUAUUUCUGAGGAGCACUCUAUCACCUCCCUUUCGGUAUCUGGAGAUAGCAACUACCUGAUUGUCAACCUUAAUAGCCAAGAAAUUCACUUGUGGGACGUUACCACAAAGUGGAUCAAACCGCGCAAGUAUAACGGCCACAUGCAACAGAAAUAUGUCAUUCGUUCCUGCUUUGGGGGUUUGAACAGUAUGUUCAUUGCCAGUGGCAGUGAAGAUUCCAAGGUCUACAUAUGGACCCGAAGAAGUUCUGACCCACUUGAGAUCCUGUCUGGCCAUUUGAAGACUGUAAAUUCCGUCAGCUGGAACCCGAGGCGACCCCAAAUGUUAGCUUCAGCAAGUGAUGAUAAUACAGUACGCAUAUGGGGCCCGUGUCGUUCCAAUAGAGCAGAAUGCGAUAACUUCACUGAGUAGUCUUGUGCAUAUGCAGAUUUUCUUCAAUACCAACAAAUUCACAUUUUUUUGCUUGUAAAAUAUCAGGUUGUUUCCUCUUUUUGGCGUGUAUAUUCUGAAUGGUCGUUUUGUUAAUGCCCUCUUCCUUUUCGUCCCCUAUUUCUUUCAAAUUUUUUUUAGAAUUACUAGGGUCUGUUUCUCUAAUUGUUCGUCUAUAGAUCUGUACUUAUGAUUGAUGAUGGAUUGUCGGAAGUAUUUUAAGUAAUAGCCUUUUUGUUUUA
This is a messenger RNA of Salvia splendens (bonfire salvia), 2746 nucleotides long. RefSeq names its product WD repeat-containing protein WDS homolog. NCBI's taxonomy places the organism in Eukaryota, Viridiplantae, Streptophyta, Magnoliopsida, Lamiales, Lamiaceae. The transcript is spliced from 5 exons. The coding region runs from base 900 to 2486 and encodes 528 amino acids. Gene Ontology annotation, molecular function: protein binding. The record is from RefSeq and is a predicted model, not a curated record.